UGAGAUGAGAUGUUAACAUUGUUAACCUCAAUUUUUUCAUUUAUCGAGAUUCGGCAAAUUUAACGUUAUUUCAAUGAAAAUAUUCAAUAAUAAUAUCUUGAAUCACUAUAGAUGGCAGACAAUGGAGUAGGUGCACAAAGUCAAAAGAGUAGUUUGAUCAAACAUACAAACUUGGAGUGCAAAAACCUCUAUGACUAUUUGAAAUCGAGACCUCCGAGCGUCCUCGAAAAACUUUACAAUCAUCCUACGAUAUGCCUUGCAGUUUACAGAGAAUUGCCAGAAUUGGCGAGACAGUAUGUAAUAAGAAUUCUAUUUGUUGAACAACCUGUACCCCAAGCAGUAGUGGCCUCUUGGGGCUCCCAAGCAUUUUCCAAAGAACACACUCACGUCAGCAAAGUAUUAACCGAGCUAUCGGUAUGGCAGGAGGCCGGGAUACCUGGCGGCCUCCUAGGCUGGAUCCUAUCACCCACAUUCAAGAAGAAUCUCAAAGUUGCCCUCUUGGGAGGAGGUAAGGCAUGGAGCAUGUCUUCAGCACUAGAGGUCGACAGCAAAGCGCGCGAUGUAUCAUUUCUGGAUGCUUAUUCACAAGAAAGGUGGGAGUGUGUCUUACAUUACAUGGUGGGGUCCCAGCAACAGGAGGGUAUAUCUGCAGAUGCUGUGAGGAUUCUGCUUCAUGCUGGGCUCAUGAAGCGGGAUGAGGAAGACGGGAGUCCUGUGAUCACACGGCAGGGCUUCCAGUUUUUACUUCUGGAUAGACAGGCUCAAGUGUGGCACUUUAUACUCCAGUAUUUGGAUACUGUGGAAGAACGAGGACUGGACUUGGUGGAGUGUCUCACAUUUCUUUUCCAGCUGAGUUUCAGUACUUUAGGUAAAGAUUAUAGUACUGAAGGCAUGAGUCCUGGUCUUCUGAUAUUUUUGCAGCACUUGAGAGAGUUUGGGUUAGUGUACCAAAGGAAACGUAAAGCAGGCAGGUUUUAUCCUACUAGGUUAGCUCUGAAUAUAACUACUAGUAAUGACAAGGUACCUGAUAUAGAGGAAGAUGCCCCCAAGGGUUACAUAGUGGUUGAAACUAACUAUAGAGUGUAUGCUUAUACAGACUCUAAUUUGCAAGUAGCUUUGGUUGGUCUUUUCACUGAGCUGAUGUACAGGUUUCCCAAUUUGGUGGUGGGAGUUAUUACAAGGGAUUCAGUGAGGCAAGCUUUGAGAGGGGGGAUAACUGCUGAUCAGAUAAUAGGAUUUUUGAAGCAGCAUGCCCAUCCCAGGAUGUUGGAUUUACAAGCAAAACAGCCACUGCCUCCCACUGUUGUGGAUCAGAUAAAAUUGUGGGAAUUGGAAAGGAAUAGACUAGUUUAUAGUGAAGGUGUUCUUUAUAGUCAGUUUUUGUCUCAGGCUGAUUUUAAUGUUCUGAAGGAAUAUGCAAAAUCCAUUGGGUGUCUUAUAUGGGAUAAUAAUGAUAGGAGGACUCUUGUUAUUAAUAAAUCAUCACAUGAUGAUGUGAAGAAGUUUUGGAAGAGAUACUCAAAGGGAAACUAGAAAUGAAUGUGUUAUUUUAAGUAUACUGGAAUGGAACUGGAUUGAAUGAAAUGAAAGUGUCAGAAUCUGCCUCAUAUUUUUUAUGAAGCUGUUUUAGCUCUAAAUAACAGUUUGUUGCAGCAAAAGCCAAGAAUGGUCACUGUAUAUGUUGAAAAUAUAUUUCUUUUAUGUUAACAAGUAAAUUAAUACAUUUUUU
Messenger RNA from Phaedon cochleariae (mustard beetle), 1729 nucleotides. The record is from the annotation of a GenBank genome assembly. NCBI's taxonomy places the organism in Eukaryota, Metazoa, Arthropoda, Insecta, Coleoptera, Chrysomelidae.